CCGGCGCCGGCCGAGCUCCGGGAGCCGAGGAGAGCACCAGCCGCCGCCGCGGGAGCUGCUCCGGCCGCACCAUGCGGGAGCUGGCCAUCGAGAUCGGGGUGCGAGCCCUGCUCUUCGGGGUCUUCGUUUUUACAGAGUUUUUGGAUCCAUUCCAGAGAGUCAUCCAGCCGGAAGAGAUCUGGCUCUAUAAAAAUCCUUUGGUGCAAUCAGACAACAUACCUACCCGCCUCAUGUUUGCAAUUUCUUUCCUCACACCUCUGGCUGUUAUUUGUGUGGUGAAAAUUAUCCGGCGAACAGACAAGACUGAAAUUAAGGAAGCCUUCUUAGCGGUGUCCUUGGCUCUUGCUUUGAAUGGAGUCUGCACAAACACUAUUAAGUUAAUAGUGGGAAGACCUCGCCCCGAUUUCUUUUACCGCUGCUUUCCAGAUGGAGUGAUGAACUCAGAAAUGCACUGUACAGGUGACCCAGAUCUGGUGUCCGAGGGCCGCAAAAGCUUUCCCAGCAUCCACUCCUCCUUUGCCUUUUCGGGCCUCGGCUUCACAACGUUCUACUUGGCUGGCAAGCUGCACUGCUUCACUGAGAGUGGGCGGGGGAAGAGCUGGCGGCUCUGUGCUGCCAUUUUGCCCUUGUACUGCGCCAUGAUGAUCGCCUUGUCCCGCAUGUGCGACUACAAGCAUCACUGGCAAGAUUCUUUUGUUGGAGGAGUGAUUGGCCUCAUUUUUGCUUACAUUUGCUACAGACAGCACUACCCUCCUCUGGCCAACACAGCUUGUCACAAACCGUACGUCAGUCUCCGAGUCCCAACCUCACUGAAGAAAGAGGAGAGGCCCACAGCCGACAGCGCACCCACCUUGCCUCUGGAGGGGAUCACCGAAGGCCCUGUAUGACUAGUACCUGGGAGGAUGGACGCUAUGCUUGGACCUACCUUCCACCUUGACAUCAUAAAAAAUAGAAAGGGUUUUCUGUAGUGUGUUUCUCAUCAGUUGUUUCUCAAAGUUAUCCUUCUGCCUCCAUUUCACGGUGGUGGUCCUGCUACUUUCAAUGUUUCCUUUCAUCAUUCUUGAAUUUUCAAGGAAAGGACACCAGGAACAAUUUCUGAUAGACCUGUGGAACCAGGCUACAAAGAUGGGGUGGGGGUAGCUUAGCUGAUGCCUCUGUCUGAAAUGUUUGCCAUAAUAGCCACCUUCCUACGUUUUCAUGGUUGUAAAAUGUAAUAAAACCUCCUACCUGGAAGUCUUGGUAUUGGCCAUCCAGUGCAGAAAAGGUCAUUCAGAAAUGCAGUGGGUUUCACAGCUGGUCCACUGCCAGCUCUAUCUAUAGAUCAUUCCAGGUGCUGAUCUUGGGAGCAAAGGCUCAGAAGCAUUCUGAACUGUCAUUAUUCAUAGCAUAUGUCUCUGAAAUGGAGUUAAA
Molecule: messenger RNA, 1410 nt
Organism: Tupaia belangeri chinensis (Chinese tree shrew)
Lineage: Eukaryota; Metazoa; Chordata; Mammalia; Scandentia; Tupaiidae
Gene: PLPP4
Product: phospholipid phosphatase 4
Exons: 7
Coding region: 72-887 (271 amino acids)
Biological process (GO): phospholipid metabolic process; phospholipid dephosphorylation
Cellular component (GO): membrane
Molecular function (GO): phosphatidate phosphatase activity
Source: RefSeq, a predicted model, not a curated record